Molecule: messenger RNA, 2088 nt
Organism: Cladocopium goreaui
Lineage: Eukaryota; Dinophyceae; Suessiales; Symbiodiniaceae
Source: the annotation of a GenBank genome assembly
AUGGAUGACGCGUUUUACGUGCUGCUGGUGAAUUUCAUUUUAGGUUGGGCCAUCCAGGGCUCCGAAGAGGACCAAUUCAACAAAGGGGAGCAAUUAGAAUCUAUGAGGGAGGCCUUCAGGUCAGUGCUGACCAAAACUGGACUCCACCGUUUGACUUACAUUGUUGGAGAAGCUUGGUCUGUUCUGACCUCGUGCAAAGUGCAUGGGAGACAUUGCCCACCUGAUGCCAAACAAGUACCUGUUGCAGGAGCAGCACCAUCCCAAACACUGGGUGACCUACAUAUGAUUGGGUGGCUAGCCCAUGCCAGCAUUUUGGAAGAAGAAAUUUGUAGCGCCCUUGAUGUGAUUGAAGCUUUACAACAGAAAGCUGAACUCGAAGGAAACGUACCAGUGGGUGAGUGGCUUCGAGACUUGAGGUUUGUCACCGUCACGGCUCAUUUCUGUUUGCUUCACAGGGCGACCAUGGCGCCUGCAGCUUCGAAAAGCCGUUUGGUAGCUGAUCCCUGCAUUGGAGUAGGGGAUUUACUCCAGUGUGUAGAGUGCUACCUCGAUGAAAAUGGUGAGAACUGUUUGCAGAAAUUGCUGCAGCCGCCUUCUACUGUGGGAUGGAAGACAGCCCCCAAUCCAGCAUGGCUUUGCCAGGUGUCAGGACUGCUGAGAAAGUACGUGGCUAUAGCUCCUAACGGUGUUCUUCCGUCCAAGAAGCACCGUAUUGCCCUUGAAAAGCUUUUUGAGAAGCGACCAUCGGCAAAUGGGGGGAAAAAAACGAACCAGGACUAUGCAGAGAUGUGUGACGAAUGGAUUCGCAUCGCCUUGGCUCACCUUCGCUCUUUGAGGCAGUGUGCAACCAGCAAGAGCCGCUGCUUCAGGAAGUGUGACCCUGAUGAGAUUUCCAAGCUGGAGGAGCUUUUGGGGAGGCUUACAGAAUGUGAAGGAGAACAAACUGAUGACAGCCAAACAAGUCAGACUUCAGGAGAGCAAACCCUAGCCUUGGUUCCCAAAGCCGAUGCCUCCCGUCCCAGUGUCACUGCAGCACCUCCCACAUCAGAAGACCCAGUCAAUCCGCUGAAAAUUUUUGAAGCGGUGAACUCACGCCGAAGUAUUUUGGAAGAAUCACCUGAUGGGAAAAGGGUUGAAAAACACCUGCAAGGACAUGGUGUGCCUGGUAACUCCCUGCAAUUUGGGGGUUUCUUGGCUGGGCUUGUGGACAUUGGCGCGGUCGAUGCCAAAAUAGUCAAGGAUUGCCACAACCAAGAGCCUCUGAACAAAGGCUACAGCUCUCAGCUCCAAAGGGCCAACAAGGCAAUCAAGAAAAAGAAGGAUGAAGAGACGGAAGAAUGUGAAGAUGAGCAUGAACAUGAUGAUCCCGCCACAGCUGAACCUUCUGAAACGCUUGACAAGUGUGAGAAGGGUGCUGGCAAGAAGAAGGCAAAAGAACCAAAGCAAGGCAAGAAAGGCAAAGCAUCCCCUGACAAGAAGAAGCAGGUGAUCAAGAAACCGAAGAAUGUGAAGCAAGCUGGCAACACAGGCGCCACCAAGAAGAAAGACAAGGUUGAAAAACCUGCAGCUCCCCUGGCAAUGAAAUCGAAAAAAUGUAAGGAGAAACCCGAGACGACGGGAGAUGAAGAGCAAGCAGACAUGUAUUACCCAGACACGCCGGCAGGUUUUGAUUCAAGUGUGAACAGGGCCGCAAACCGCAAGCGGUGGACAAGCCGCCACUGGCAUUGUGGUUAUGAUGAAGCAGCCCGUGCAGGAUAUGACCAUGAGGAGUGCUGCGAAGCAGGAAGACAGAGCAGUCAAGCAUCCAGCAAGGAGUUUGAAAAGCUGUGGCCAAGGCCGGCCAAAAAAGGCAAAAAGGCAAAGACGAACAAGGGAAAGAAUACCAAGCAGAAACAGGAGCCAUCCGAAGCAUCACCUGUCCCAGCCAUGCCCAUGAAGAAGAAGAAGCAAGGCAAGAAGUGCCCUAAGAAAUCCACUCAGGGCAAGAAGGCCAAAAAGGCCAAGAAAUCAUGCAAUGAGGCAGAGGAUGAGGAUGAGAAUGGCACUCUGGUAGCCUGCGACGUUUCUGAUGACAAGGACGUCGAUUGA